CUGGUGCUGGUGCUGGUGAAGAAGAGGAAGAAGAAGAGGAAGAAGAAAACGACGGAUGGUGUGGUGGGGGUAACUCUUCUCUACUCCCCAGAACUGGCGUUAGUGGGGGAGUGAAGAAGAAAAGCGAGACGGAAGUACAGGAAGAGGAAGAGGACCACCGCGAAAGAGACGGCGAGACAGGCUGAGAAACAGAGAAAGAGAGAGAGAGAGGGUGACUGGGGUGGGGGAAGAAAGAGGGGAGCAGACGGAACCGGAAGUCAGUGCUCUUCUUCCGUGUCUUCCUCGAAUCGCGAUCGGCCCUUUUUCGCGAUCUGAAAGACGUGUCUUCUCCGACGAAAAGGUAUCUUCGAUCGCUCCCAGGCCCACCUUCGGCACACGAUACGAUACGAUCAUGAAGAUCAAGCGUGCACAGCAAUGGUCCUCACCGUCGCCGCGUAAUCUCGAAGAGGUAUCUUCGCUUCGUAAGACGUGUCGGGAAACGCGACGCCAAGAAUAGUUCUCAGGGAGACGCUCUCUCUUUCUCGUUCUCCCCUCCCCCUCUCUCUCUCCUUCUCAAAACGACCCAAGAAGGAUGAGGAGUUCCGCACGUGCCGAGCAGGUCCUUGCAACGUAAAGUGUCGCGACCUCGUGCCCCUCUUCCGAUGCCUCCGUGUCGACAACGACCCUGAAGAGAGACCCAGUUCGUGAAACUGCGGAAACGUUACAUCGAAUCGACGCGCUUUUCCGGAAAACCCGUUCCCUCGAGAGAUGAUCGUCGGAAUGUUGAAUCUCUCCGGACGAGCCGAUAAGGGAAUCGCGAGGUUGUAGAGGGGACAGUGCGUCAGCUGCGCGUGCUAAUAUUCGGCCACGAGGUGCACUUGGACUCGAGGACACAUACGACCGGUGAACUCGCCGCGGACGGUUCGAUUUCGCGCUCGUUGGCGCGCCGGCUGAAAGAUCACGAGCUCCACCGCCGUCGCGAUCUCUCUUCACCGAAGAGUUCCUCGUCCUCAGUGCGACACAGCGGACCAGAAGAGGAAGAGACGAUCGGUGAACUUCGAGUGCGCUACCGAGGUGCGGAGGGGAUGGAGAUGCGCCCCGUUCUCGUGGCGAUCUGCCUCCUCCUCGUCACCCCCAUCACCGGCUCUUUCUGGACGGUAGGAAGCCAGGUGGUGAUGGAUCCCAUGCUCGUCUGCAAGAAGACGAGGAGGCUGAAGGGGAAGCUCGCCGAUAUCUGUCGCAAAGAGCCGUCCUUACUGAAGGAGAUCGCGAAGGGCGUCCAAUUCGGCACCAAGGAAUGUCAGUAUCAAUUCCGAAAUCGCAGGUGGAACUGCACGACCGUCAGGAGAUCCCUCAAGAAGAUCUUGCUGCGCGAUACGCGGGAGACGGGUUUCGUGAACGCCAUCACUGCCGCCGGAGUUACUUUCGCGGUUACCAGGGCCUGCACUAUGGGUGACCUCGUGGAAUGCUCCUGCGAUAAGAUGACGAAGGGUAAUCGUCUGGCAAAAUUUGCGCGUACGGCGGAGGCGAAGAAAAGUUUGCCAACGGAGGGAGACUGGGAGUGGGGAGGAUGCGGCGAUAACGUGAACUUCGGCUUCAAGAAGUCGCGGGACUUUAUGGAUGCGCCUUAUCGGAAGCGAAGCGACAUCAAGACGUUAGUGAAGCUUCAUAACAACGAUGCCGGCAGACUGGCCGUACGGAACUUCAUGCGGACCGAGUGCAAGUGCCACGGUCUCUCGGGCUCGUGCACGAUGCGUACUUGUUGGCGCAAGAUGCCGACGUUCCGGGAGGUCGGCAACCGCCUGAAGGAGUCCUUCGACGGCGCGGCCAAGGUCAUUCCCAGCAACGACGGCCACAGCUUCAUCACCGAGGGUCCCACGAUCAAGCCGCCCGGCAGAUUCGACCUCAUCUACAGCGAGGACUCGCCGGACUUCUGCAAGGCGAAUCGGAAGACCGGCUCGUUGGGCACGACCGGUCGCCAGUGCAACGCGACUAGUCCCGGGGUCGACGGCUGUGAGCUCCUCUGCUGCGGCAGGGGCUACGACACGAAAAUCAUCAAGGACAAGAUCAACUGCGGCUGCAGGUUCCACUGGUGCUGCGAGGUCACGUGUAACACGUGCCUCGUCAAGAAGACCGUCCACAGUUGCCGUUAACACGACCACGUAAGUGGGCGAACUCUUAGUGUAUCGAUCUGCACGACACGCGAUCUGCGUCGAGGAUUGGAUUCACGAGGUGGAUCUCUGCGAGUGUUAGAGGAGAGAGACCUAGGGUGAAUAAUGCCGAUGGAAAUGAUCGAUGUUCUUUCUUGCGCAAGUGAUAUUAUAAGACGGAAAGUCCAAGUGGCUGAAGGGCGAAAAGCUUGAAAGACGCGUCUUCUUUGCCCUCAACGACAAGAAGGGAUGACUUGCGAUCGAUACUUUCGUCUGUCCAUUUGAUAUUAAUGAUAUCGAACGCUAUUAUUUCUCCCAUUUAUUGUUACAAUCAGGUCGUUUGAUAUACUUCCACGCAUAUCGACUCAAGCUAGGCAUACAUCGAGUAGCGAACAAACGAACGAAUGAACGGUGUGAUUUAUUUGCGCCCACUUUGCGUACAAAUUUCCUUUAAUAAGCCGCAUCAUGAAGGAAUCGACUCGAAUUAAGGCGUUUUGCUCGAAUUCGUUAAGGCAUUAAGCUUUUAAAUCGUACAACGGAAGUUUGCAUCCGUUGUUCGUUCGCUCGCUAUCUACUCAGCUUAAUAUGCAAAGCACGGUUGAUUGUCGAUCGCAAUUGAAACUAUGUUGAACGUUGGCGGUUAACGCAAUUAGAAAAGAAAAACUUGUCCAACGUUGUCGGUGACCAAGCGCCCUUUCUCUUGGCGCGAUCGUGAUAACGUUCUCUGUUACGUAUAAUAACGCGUCUGUGUAUAAUAUAUCAAUCUCUAAGAUACAGCUUGAUAGUAUAGGAUAUUCGACGACGAGUGUCCGAGUGACAUGUGAUUUACGAUUUUCUCGCGAGUGCACGGGUCUGGAGUAGGUCUAGGUUGCUGAGGAGAUUUACGUAAGGUCUCCGACGAACAAUCCAUCGCGCGCGAGGAGCGAGAUCGAGAACAGUCGUCAGUAGUGCAUGCGCGAGCCAAGUCAGACGCGCGACGCGACCGUACGCGACUCGUCUCGUGUUUCACGAGAGACAGCUCGUGUGUCUUUGACUGUUUCUGCACGAUCCGGGGAAAUAGUCCUCACAUUUUACGAAAGCAAAUUUCUUGAUUACGCGCAAUGUGCGAUGCACCUUUGUGCGUCCCGUAAUAAAAAUUACGGCGCGAUGUUUGCUCGCAAGUCUUACGGCUGUCACGGCAGUCCGCGGAUUUGUGGUCCGAGCUUUUUACUGUUACGAUAUGAUCGGGCCGGUUCUAGAUUCUCUUCGUCUCGAAGCCUCCCCGAGUUAACAACGGAUAAAAAGAGUAACGUAACGACGAUGUGACUUGAGUAUGUUUCGUUCCAACUGGCUGUAGCACAAGCCAAUAACAUUAGCCAACGCAACCACUCUCGACAGUCGGGAAAAUAGCGUUAAGGAAUCUUGUCCGCGAAAAUUGUAGUAAGAGAGAAGAAUCUAUUUUUUUUUAUAUUUAUUUCUCUAAGAGAGGUUGCAAUCAACUUCGGGUAUGCUCGAACGAGUCGUUCCGGGGCGGAAUCUGGGACGAGGUCACUCUUCUGCUACGUAGAACCGAUCCCGGGUAUGUAGGAUAGUUGUUGUUAUCAGGAUCGCCGGCGCCGCGCGAGGCGAUCGACUUUAUUAAUCCGGGCGUCGAAGCUUUCCACGUAUCUCCAGUGCUCGUAAUAACUUUAAGCCGUACGUAUAGAUCGUAUGAUGAUUUUACGCAAAGCACUCUUGUUUGAGGCGUCGCCUAACGUGCCGGCAUAAGUUCGCAUAAUAACGUCCGGCGAAUUGCUUCUUCGCUUUUAAAACGCCGCGAGGUCGGACUGCCGAAGCGAAGUCCCGAUUAAUUGCCAUUUGCGGUCAGAUUAUAAUUUAUAACGAUAUCAGUGUGGAAAAGCUUAACGUGAUGUCACACACGUAGAAUUGAGUCUCGGUGUUGGACUUUAAGUCGACUUUAAGAUUAUCUUCGACUAAAACAAUCGACAAAUCAGUCAUCAGAAUUAAUCACGAAUAAUUCGAUUGAUUGAUGAAGUUAAUUAGCAAUCAAUAAUCAAUCAUAUUAUAGUCAAUUAUUGACUAAAAAUUGAUUUCACCAGUCGAUGAAAUUACACUUGUGAUUUCAUAUAUGACGAUUGAUUAAUUUCGAUUAGUGACUUGCCGAUUAUUCUGGUCGAAGAAAAUUUUCAUCGAUCAACCCUCGACACUUUUCUUCACUAGCAACGCGUUUCCGUCGACCAGACAUCCCAAAUCCUUCCAGGCGUCUCGGGACUACGCUUUGCGCGCGCGUAUCCGAUUAUGUUGCUUUUGCCCUCGCGUGACAUAAGCUUUGUGCCAUACUUUGUGAUUCGAUCGAUCGACGCUUUGGUCACGCGUGCGCUGCCCGCCAAAGGAGAAGCGCACGCGAGGUUCCUUCGUUUCAAUCGCUCCUUAUCGGUCCUCAAGUCUUACCGCGUUUCACAGGACUCUCUCUCUCUCUCUCUCUCUCUCUCUCUCCUUCUCCCUCCCUUCAUCUCUCUCUCUCUCUCUCUCUCUCU
Molecule: messenger RNA, 4645 nt
Organism: Odontomachus brunneus
Lineage: Eukaryota; Metazoa; Arthropoda; Insecta; Hymenoptera; Formicidae
Gene: Wnt6
Product: protein Wnt-6
Exons: 6
Coding region: 1065-2132 (355 amino acids)
Biological process (GO): canonical Wnt signaling pathway; multicellular organism development; neuron differentiation
Cellular component (GO): extracellular region
Molecular function (GO): cytokine activity; frizzled binding
Source: RefSeq, a predicted model, not a curated record